Molecule: messenger RNA, 675 nt
Organism: Metarhizium acridum CQMa 102
Lineage: Eukaryota; Fungi; Ascomycota; Sordariomycetes; Hypocreales; Clavicipitaceae
Gene: ARF1
Product: Arf GTPase arf1
Biological process (GO): intracellular protein transport; vesicle-mediated transport
Cellular component (GO): plasma membrane; cytoplasm
Molecular function (GO): GTP binding; GTPase activity
Source: RefSeq, a predicted model, not a curated record
AUGGGUCUCACCUUUUCUAAGCUUUUCGACAAGUUGUGGGGGAAGAAGGAGAUGAGAAUUCUGAUGGUUGGUCUCGAUGCCGCCGGUAAAACCACCAUUCUGUACAAGCUUAAGCUUGGCGAAAUCGUCACCACCAUUCCUACCAUUGGUAAGGUUUCCCCAACCACUCUUGGGCCCGUCUUGCCAAUUACUCUCCUCCGCUGCUCUUGCCUUCUCGCAUCCCGAAGAGCACCUCUCCAUACUGUCAUGCUAACUCCCCCCCUUUUUUCAGGUUUCAACGUCGAGACUGUCGAGUACAAGAACAUCCAGUUUACCGUGUGGGACGUCGGUGGUCAGGACAAGAUCCGUCCUCUAUGGAGACAUUACUUCCAGAACACUCAGGGUAUCAUCUUCGUCGUCGACAGCAACGAUCGUGACCGUGUUGUCGAGGCCCGUGAGGAACUCCAGCGCAUGCUCAACGAGGAUGAGCUGCGAGAGGCCAUCCUGUUGGUCUUUGCCAACAAGCAAGAUCUUCCUAACGCCAUGAAUGCUGCCGAGAUCACUGACAAGCUCGGCCUCCACAGCCUGCGGCAACGCGCCUGGUACAUCCAGUCCACUUGUGCCACGUCUGGUGACGGUCUGUACGAGGGUCUUGAGUGGCUCGCCACCACCCUCCGUAAGGCCGGCCACCAGUAG